Molecule: messenger RNA, 2023 nt
Organism: Sorghum bicolor (sorghum)
Lineage: Eukaryota; Viridiplantae; Streptophyta; Magnoliopsida; Poales; Poaceae
Exons: 2
Coding region: 411-1838 (475 amino acids)
Molecular function (GO): calmodulin binding
Source: RefSeq, a predicted model, not a curated record
CAAAGAACAGGCGGGUUGCUGCCUGCGGCCACCGCCGUUUCUCCUCCUUGACCCGAUCGCCUGCUCUGCUUCCUACACCCCCGGGGCCCCGGCCACCGGUGACGCUAGCGGCAAACCCAUUUACUCCUCUCGAUUGCUGCCUGCAGAUAUAUAUGCAGGCGAGAUCAGUCCUGCCAGGAACCAGCCGCCAAGAAGAUACCGCUAGGUACCAAGCUACCUACCUACCUUGUCAUUCUGGAGUUGUUGGGUAGUACUCCGGCGAGCUCUGCUAGGCAGUCAAGCUCGCGCAUGGCGCGCGGCUAGUGAAGUGAAUCGGCGCAGCUCCGGUGCCUGCUGCCGAUUCACUCUACUUGUAAUUCUUGACGGAAUCAAGCAAAGAUCUCGACUCCACUGCCUGGUCCGGACCAGAGAUGGAGGUACAGAUGGCCGCACAAGGCCCCAAACCAACGGGACGCGGCAGCACGCCGUCGCCCUCUGACUCUCACCACGGCGGCGGCGCCACCGCCAAGCCCGUCCCCGGCUACCUCAGGCCGUCGGCCGGCUCGUGCCACCACGUGUGCAAGUACGGCGGCACGCACACGUUCGAGGAUCACAAGGAGGCGCACAGCAGGCCGCAGCAGCCGAGGCCGCCUCGGAAGCAACCGCCGCCGCCGGCUCCAGCUCCGGCUCCGGCGGAGAGCCACAACCACAGCAGGGUGCUCGUCAAGGUGCGCUCCGUGUUCCGCAGGCGUGUCGGGGACUCCACCACCACUGCUACUACUCAGAAGCCUUCCAAGGCGGCGGCCGCCGGCAAGGCCAAGGCCGCCAAGGAGGGCGUGAGCGUGGAGUGGAAGGACAUUGUCGCCUACGACACGGUUCCACUUCCAUCUCAUGGAUCGUCAUCCCCGGGCCCGGAGCUUGGUAAAACCUCAGCAGCUCAUCAUGUCACCGCCGGCUCCGGCGACGCCGCCAAGAAGAAGGCUGUGAUGAAGAAGGGGAAGAAGUCGUACGGCAAGGCCAAGGUCCACGAACAAGUACAUGGCGAUGGCGUAGUACAAGCUCCCCAAAAUGAACCAUUGGGCACCGUCACCAACGCCAACACUGACUCUAAGAGUGUAAAGCCUCCAAAAACGAAGAACAAACCUGCAGCGGUGUUGCUCGUCGAAAACAUGGGUAUCGACCAAGAAACGCUUCAAGGGUACCAAAUUCUGUCCCCUUCUCUAGCACAAAGUCGCGCAAACCUUUUGCGCGACCUCGAGAAGGAGAUGAUGGUUCAUCAAGAACCUGCCAAUGUGAAGCAAGAUAGGACAACAACGGUAACAUACUCUCUGGACCCAGAAGAGUACGCUGCUGCAGAAUCAAGCAGGCCCAUGCCCAUCCCGGCGCACCGGAGGGUGCAGAGCAUGAGUAUCAGCAGCAGGUCCGUGCGGCAGCCGUUUGCGCGACAAGCGAGCAAGAAUUCAGUCACCUUCAAGCUGCGGUCCAGGAGCACCAGAGCAGCAGCACCGGCAGUCGUGCCACCGGAGGAGGAGGAGAAGAAGAAGCCGGCGAGGCUGAGGUCCAGGAGAGGCGAGCAGGAUGCUUCUUCGGCCGCCACCGGGAGAGGCAUCCAUCUCAGGAUCAGGAGCCUCCGGAGGCGCGGCGUCGGUGGCGGGUCCGGUGGCGCGGGCACCGGCGGCGGCUUCGUCGUGCCGGCGGUGGCGCUCAGGCAUCAGAAGACGCUGGAGAAGAAGAAGAGCCAGAGGCUGUACAACAGCCACAUCGAGGAGACGGCGGGCAAGCUCGUCAAGACGAGGAAGAGCAGGGUCAAGGCCCUGGUUGGGGCAUUUGAGUCCGUCAUCUCCAAGAUUGCAAAGUAGGUGUAGUAGGAGAGUAGUAGGCGUAUGUAUUGCUCAUGUUAUUGAACAGUUUGUCUCGCAAUUUUUGGUUGCACUCGGAUGAGUGCUUGCCCUGAUGUAGCUCUGAUGGAAAUGUUUGUAUCGGUAUUUUCUAGUUUAAUCGAAGACAUCUUGGUAAUUCCAAGGCGUCAAUCCUCCUUGGCCAA